Molecule: messenger RNA, 1867 nt
Organism: Aspergillus costaricaensis CBS 115574
Lineage: Eukaryota; Fungi; Ascomycota; Eurotiomycetes; Eurotiales; Aspergillaceae
Product: general substrate transporter
Exons: 8
Coding region: 1-1425 (474 amino acids)
Biological process (GO): transmembrane transport; carbohydrate transport
Cellular component (GO): membrane
Molecular function (GO): carbohydrate:proton symporter activity
Source: RefSeq, a predicted model, not a curated record
AUGUCUGUGGUCGACGGGAAAUCUCUGAUGCGAGUCAUCACGCUCGCUGGAGCAACCGGCUUUCUUCUGUUUGGAUACGAUCAAGGUGUUUUAAGCGGUCUGAAUACAGCAGAGGACUUCCUGGAUACAUUUGACGGGCCGUCACCAAGCCUUCUGGGCACUAUCAACGCGAUUUACGAGAUUGGUUACUUUGUUGGCGCGGUGAAUGUCUUCUUUGUGGGUGAAAAGCUCGGCCGAAAGAGAUGCAUGUAUCUCGGUGCGGCUCUCAUGCUGGUUGGCGCUGUGCUUCAGGCUUCUGCAUAUGGAACACCGCAAAUGAUCAUAGGACGUAUUGUUUGUGGCUGGGGAAAUGGAUUUAACACCGCCGUCACCCCGCUGUGGGUGUCUGAGUUAAGCCCUGCCAAGUCGCGCGGUCGGUUGGUUUCUGUGGAGGGAAAUCUUAUUGCCGGGGGCAUUGUCGUGGCGUACUUCUUCAACAUUGGCAUGUCCUAUCUCCCGCCUUCCAAUCCCGUGGAGUGGAGAGUGCCCAUCGCCUUUCAGGGGGUUUUUAUUAUUGCACAGGUAUUGCUGGUCUAUGUCCUACCGGAAUCACCACGCUGGUUGACCAAGUACGGCAGGCACGAUGAAGCAUUGGAUAUCUUGGCACAGCUGUCGAGUCGAUCAGAUACAAUUGAGAGCCCCGCAGCUCGUGCGCUGAAGGCCGAAAUCGAUAGGGCUCUGGCACUCGAGGCAGCUGAUGGACCUUGGAGGAUCCGCGAGGUAUUUGCAAGUGGACCGUUGAAGAUUGGACGGAGAUAUCUGCUGGCCUGUGGCCUUCAGAUUAUGCAGCAGUUAUCAGGGGUCAACAUCCUUGUGUACUAUUUCCCUCAUAUCCUCACGACCGACCUGGCGUACGCCGAUAGAACCGCACUGUACAUCUCAGCCAGCCUCGCUCUCACAUACUGGGUAUUCUCCCUCAUUCCAGUAUUCAGUCUCGACCAGAUGAGUCGCAGAAAGCCCUUAAUAUGGGGCUCUGUCAUUUGCAGCCUCAGCUUCUUGCUGGUGAGCAUUCUCUCCAUUGUCGUUGGCGCCAUUCCUUCCCAAACAUCGAAGCAGGGCGUAGGAGUCGUUCAUCCGCUGACAAUGCAAGUCAAGGCCGGCGUCCUGCAGCAAGACCCCACGACCGCCAAAACCAAAGCCUCCCUCACCUGGUUCUUCGUCUUUGAGGCCGCGUUUGGCUUCGGCUGGGUCCCGAUCCCGUGGCUGUAUGCACCGGAGAUCAUGCCCAUGCGUCAUCGAUCUCAUUGUGCCGCGCUCUCCACCGCAAGCAACUGGAUCUUCAAUUACAUGAUCGUGCAGAUCACGCCAGUUGCCAUUGCGAACAUCCGUUGGAAGACAUCUAGCUAUGAAGGCACUUCGUUGAAGCCAGGUCCCAUCAGAGAAUAAGCUUAUACACAGAAGCUCGGCUGCCUCCCUUCUCAGCUUCCUGGUUUCCCGUUGCGCAGCCAGUCGGUACGCACACAGAGAAUAUCCGAAGCCAGGUGUAGAAGACUCGAUCUAAAUUGUUCCCCGUCUUGGUUUAGAUUUUGUGUGGUUUGGAACACGACAUAGUGUACCUAUGAAUACCCACACCAUUCUGAUUGUAAUAUGAUAAAAUAGGCUCUUGCCAUGUCCCAACAAUAUCAAACAAGUUUCCGUUGGUCACCUGUGCCGUGGUCCCGAACCUAGGGUUUCUGGUCAAAGAGCUCUCUCAUUUGUUCUAUAUAAACUUGGAACUCGGUAAAUAUCCGACCUCUGCCAUUAUAGACAUUCUAGCUCUGGACGAAAGCUGUUCUCUCUUAAUAAUCCAGACAUUCGCUCCAUCUUAUUUGCAGGCUUCUAGUCCAUG